AUGCCCGCCUACUUGGUGGCCUCCUUCGCUUCGCUGAGAGCUGGCAGCAAUGCUUCGGUUUGCCUGAGGAUUGGUAUCUCGCUCAGCCUCUUGGUGGGCAUCUGCUGGAUGGUCUUCGCGCAUGUCAUCCAGGACAGUUUGUUGCUCUUCAUGCUAUCAGGGAUUCUGCUUUUUGCUGGCUUCGGUCUCUCCAAUGGCGCUCGGCGGGCUUAUUACCUCGAGCCCUUGCCGAGUAUCGAGGCUGGCGUUGGCGUGGCGACCUGGAAAGCACUUGGCCCGAGGUUUCAGACUCCCAUCACUUUCUCCUUCGAGGCCAAAUUCCUCGAGCCCUGCGUGUCUGCGGUGAUCACCGCCUUCAGUGGGAAGAUGUUGGUAGAUGAUGGCGUCAUCUGUGCUGUGCGACUUCUUUUGGUGGAUCAUGAGGGCCUGGAGCUUUUUCCGCUGAGGGCGGUGCUAGCCGUUUCCGCCGUUUCCCAGUGCCGCCUCAUCCUGGUGGCGGCUCCAUGGGUGCGCGCGAGCCUUGUGUCGACACUACUCCUGCUGCUCCUGGCCGGGGCCGUGCUAGCUAGAGCGAGGCUUUGGCCGAAGGCGGAAGUGGUGGAGCGACGCUUGCAAGAGGUGCAGAAUGAUUGUGGUACCUUCGACUGGGACCAGGAGGAAUGGUCCAUCCGGGUGGUCCGCUGCCGCCCGGCGCGGAAGCCCGCCACCUAUGGCCCCAUCUUCAGCUUGGAGAACGUGUGCAUGAAGCCUUGUGGCAAGCUUCCCAUGUCCCAGUUGGUGGGGACCAAUUCGCAGGUGACCAGCAUCUCCUUCUUGUCGUUGACCGCCUCGGCGGAAGUGGUCACCCUGGUGGAGAAGGGUGGCCCGGUCUACCAGCUGAACGUGGUCUCUGAGGGCAAUGACGAGGCCCGAUGGAUGGUGACACUCCCGCCCGCCCGGGUGCUCGGUCGAGACGAUGACCGGAUCGGCCGGCAGCGGCCGGUGGCGGCAUGGAGCGCGUCUUCCAAGAGGACCUGA
This is a messenger RNA of Durusdinium trenchii, 1017 nucleotides long. The record is from the annotation of a GenBank genome assembly. NCBI's taxonomy places the organism in Eukaryota, Dinophyceae, Suessiales, Symbiodiniaceae.